Molecule: messenger RNA, 1795 nt
Organism: Suncus etruscus (white-toothed pygmy shrew)
Lineage: Eukaryota; Metazoa; Chordata; Mammalia; Eulipotyphla; Soricidae
Gene: HOGA1
Product: 4-hydroxy-2-oxoglutarate aldolase 1
Exons: 7
Coding region: 59-1042 (327 amino acids)
Biological process (GO): N-acetylneuraminate catabolic process
Molecular function (GO): 4-hydroxy-tetrahydrodipicolinate synthase activity; N-acetylneuraminate lyase activity
Source: RefSeq, a predicted model, not a curated record
GUCCAAACUCGUCUUUCCUCAGGGCAGAGACCAGCUGGACCCCAAGCUGCCUGCAGAGAUGCUGGGGCCCCGCAUCUGGUCCUCUGUGUGGCCUGGGUUGAGCAGGGGCUUGUCCAGGAAAGUGGGGGGCUGGACCUCAGGAGAGAGAAAGAAGGUGGACAUUGCUGGCAUCUACCCCCCUGUAACCACCCCGUUCAAAGCCACAGCGGAAGUGGACUAUGGGAAACUGGAGGAGAAUCUUCACAAACUGAGCACCUUUCCCUUCAGAGGCAUCGUCGUCCAAGGCUCCAACGGGGAGUUUCCCUUCCUGACCAGCACCGAGCGCCUGGAGGUGGUGAGCCGUGUGCGCCAAGCCAUGCCCAAGGACAAGCUCCUGCUCGCCGGCUCUGGCUGCGAGUCCACCCAAGCCACGGUGGAGAUGACCCUGAGCAUGGCCCAGGUCGGGGUUGACGUUGCCCUGGUGGUGACUCCUUGCUACUAUCGCGGUCGCAUGGACAGCGCUGCCCUCAUUCACCACUACACCAAGGUUGCUGAGCUUUCUCCAAUCCCUGUGGUUCUGUACAGUGUCCCAGCCAACACAGGGUUGGAUCUGCCUGUGGAUGCAGUGAUCACUCUGUCCCAGCACCCCAAUAUUGUGGGCAUCAAGGACAGCGGUGGUGAUGUGACCAGAAUUGGGCUGAUGGUUCACAAGACCAGAAGGCAGGAUUUCCAAGUGUUGGCCGGCUCUGCUGGUUUUCUGCUGGCUGCUUAUGCCGUGGGAGCUGUGGGGGGUAUAUGUGCCCUGGCCAAUGUCCUGGGCGCUCAGGUGUGCCAGCUGGAGCGACUGUGCCUCACAGGCCAGUGGGAAGACGCCCAGAAGCUGCAGCACCGCCUCAUUGAACCCAACACCGCGGUGACCCGGCGCUUUGGAAUCCCAGGCCUGAAGAAAACCAUGGACUGGUUUGGCUAUUAUGGAGGCCCCUGCAGGGCCCCCUUGCAGGAGCUGAAUACCAAACAGGAGGAGGCGCUGCGCAUGGACUUUACCAACAAUGGCUGGCUGUGAGCUGGGAUGCCCAGCUGUUUACAUCUCAGGCGCCAACCCUGUGCCUGGCAUCCACAGAGCAACAUGGAGGCCUAGAGGGCAGACUCAAGGCUGCUUCCCUUUUGUCUCUCAGUCAUCCCUCUGCAGGCUCUGCCUUGUACACUCAUUUUCAGUUCUCCCGGCCCAGGGUUUUUCCACAUCUGUGCUUCAAAUCUGGGCCCUCAGAGACCUUCUUUCUGGGAAGAAGCCCUCUUUUCCUGUACUCUCCCCUGUGCUUCCUCCUACCCCAAGUCUUAUGAUUUAGAGAGCAGUUAGGUCCAGACAGUUAGUGUUUCUUACAUUGGGGUAAAAUGUGAACUUGGAGAGGAGUUCGGCACCCAGUGACCUGACCAGCCUUGGUGGCUCCUAAAAACCCAAUUUCUGCCUCCUUCCAUAGGAGGCACAAGCAUGAAAACCUGGAUUAGAAAGUUCCCUGCUCUUUGAAGGGCUCCUUCCCAAGCUGCAUUCCAGUGCCCUUUCCUAAAUCUAUUUUGAUUCAUCCUCUUGUCUCUCCCCUGGAUCCAAGCCCUCAAGUGCCCUGUGGCGGCGUGGUGGCGUGCCAGAACUGGUCACUAAUGACACCUGGUGGCCGAACACUACAUUCUCCACCACUAUCCUCACAAGCCUGGUCUGAAACAUGAGAGAAGGGGACCUGGCCUGAGAUUGGGACCAGGUUCUCUGUAUAAUCACUCUGCUUUUAUUGUUAAAAUGAUGAAUUUGUACUGCAAUAAAGUU